AUGGCCGCUCCCACUGAGCCGUCUAAGCCGGCAUACCAGCCCCGGUACAUUGAUAUCGGCAUCAACCUGGCCGAUCCCAUCUUCAGAGGUCUGCACCAUGGCAAGCAACGGCAUCCCAACGAUCUCACCGGGGUCAUCUCAAGAGCAAAGGAGGUCGGAUGCACCAAGCUCAUAGUCACGGGGUCCGACUUCACAAGCUCCAGGGAUGCCUUGGAUAUUGCAAAAGACUACCCUGGCGUCGUGUAUACGACGAUCGGAAUCCACCCCUGCAGCAGCGCAAUUUUCAGCAGCUCGGAUGAGGCCGCAGAAGGCAUCAACACGGACCCGGACCCCGAAAAACCUAUCCCCGAGCACCACGAGCCGGAUCGGAAGAAGACAGUGGCCAUCAUAGCCGAGCUCCGUGCCCUCAUCAACGAGUCGACCACCUCCCAUUCCGGCGUCGUCGCCUUUGGAGAGUUUGGGCUCGACUACGACCGCUUACACUACUGCUCAAAGAAGGUCCAGAUCCACGCUUUCGCGGCGCAGCUUGAUCUCGUCCUCGAAACGAAGCCUCAGCUGCCCCUUUUCCUGCACUCCAGAGCUGCCCAUGCGGAUUUUGUCCGGUUACUCAAGGACAAGUUCGGGGACAAGCUCGAGAAGCUGGAGAAGGGUGGUGUUGUUCACAGCUUCACUGGUUCCAUGGAGGAAGCCAGGGAGUUGAUGGAUCUCGGCUUGUACAUUGGUAUCAAUGGCUGCAGUUUCAAAACCGAGGAGAACUGUGAGGUCGUCAAGCAGAUUGGCCUGGACAGGAUGAUGAUUGAGACCGAUGGUCCUUGGUGCGAGAUCAGACCGAGUCAUUUCGGCUACAAGUAUCUCAUUGAGAAGAAGCCGGUGGUCAACGGCACUGCGAACGGCGCUGCUAACGGCACUGUAACCCCGGACGCAGCUCAGAAGCCCCAACCCAAGAAGAAGAAUCAAAAGAAGGAGCACGAAGUACCAGAGCGCUUCAAGGUCGUCAAGAAGGAGAAGUGGGAGGAAGGUGCCAUGGUCAAGGGCCGGAACGAGCCAUGCAUGAUUGAGCGUGUAGCAAAAGCCGUCGCGGGCAUCAAGGGAGUGGAAGUUGAAGACAUUUGCGAGGCCGCAUGGAAGAAUACUGUCAAGGUUUUCGGCGUAGAAUGA
Molecule: messenger RNA, 1158 nt
Organism: Colletotrichum godetiae
Lineage: Eukaryota; Fungi; Ascomycota; Sordariomycetes; Glomerellales; Glomerellaceae
Product: TatD family hydrolase
Exons: 3
Coding region: 1-1158 (385 amino acids)
Cellular component (GO): cytosol
Molecular function (GO): 3'-5'-DNA exonuclease activity
Source: RefSeq, a predicted model, not a curated record